AUGCCUAUCGCCAAAGCUAGAGGAGCUGCUGCGCAGCCUGUAACCCCUCGCAAACGAAAGACGGGCACGGAAGAUGCACCAACGCCAGAGACUCGAGGAAAAGGCAAGGCCAGAGGUCCGCCGACUCCCAACCCCCCUCUUGCGCCGUUUCCUACCCCACCUUCGAGCCGUCAAAGAACCGAUGAUAUCCCUCUUCCUUCGAACGAGCAUUUCUUCCACCCUCCUGAGCCGAGCCUGUCUGCCUCGACACCCGCUCAGGACAUCAUCGAGCAGCAUAAAAUCCUUCCGCCCUCCUUAGAAACUUUGAUGAAGCUCCAUCAUGCGUUCAACCUAGCCCUUUCUCUUCACUUUGCAACUCAUCCUCCGGUCCUUCCGCCCCAUUCGGUAUCUGCAACGAAGCUCGAGUUGCCCAACCUGACCAAUUUCUUGGCCAUAAAAGGGACAGUAGAGCGUACAGGGGGCAGACGUUUCGGCCUGCCUGAGCUCGGCAGACUUGCGUGGCUUUGGACGUGGGACGGAGAUCAGAUUCCAGGGAAAGAUCUAGUCUCCGUUAAAGAGCGAGAAGCGAGGGAAGCUCAAGAGCCGAGAUCAUCAAAGAAGGAUUCUGAGAAUCCUUUCCUCGUCUCAGAUCCUGAAGCGGAAGACAGACAAACCAUCUCAGGGCUCAGCUACCUCAUUACACCGACACGCACCCUCGACCCAAGUAGUGGACGCAGAGUUCACACGUAUGGUAUUGGAAUCGAGUUGGAUUUGAAACCUGGCGAGACUCGAAAUCUGCUGAGUGAACUUGAAGGGUCGGGAUCUCGAGGGCAAGGCGGUGGCGCGGGAGCCAUAAGUCGAUGGAAUGGUAGUGGAGACGUGAGGGAGAAGGAGGUUCGAAGGAGGCUAGAAAAAUGGGUAGAUUUGCACGGAGGAUACGAGUCGCCUGCUCAGGCCGACCUGCCAACACCUCAGACUACCUCUAAUCAGCGCUCAAGCAUCCCUCCGAUACCUCUGCUCCCUUUACCUAAACUACCCACUGCUACCCUUCUACCAGCUGCCAAUCUAUUUGCAAAUACGCCGGUACCUUCCACCUCCUCUUCCCGAGCGCCCGCGCCAAUGCCGUCCGGACUCGCGGAUCCCUUUGUCAUCGAUGACACGGACAAGAAGACCAAAGUUGUACGGAAUGGAUCUGUCGAGGAACGUCGUAAAGCAAUGAUGGAUAGGAUCAAAGCUCGUGCCGGCACGGGUCGUCAACCAACUUUAGGAUCAUCCGUCGGACAGCUCAACAGUAUCCGACCCCGAGCCACACCUCUCGCUCAGAUCGAAGAGCUCAAACGUCGAAGUACCCUAAGUCGGCUCGAGAGCGUAGCUGAGGGAGUCUGGAUGAUGUUCUCUGCUCCAUCUCCUGGACCCAACACCUUACCAACGCCGCCUCGAGGGAGACGGAAAGCUAUACCGAUGCUAGAGGUCGCAGACGUCAUAGUGAAAUCCUCCAAGACGCCCAUCUCCCAAGCAGAGGCGCAGGACUCUAUCAAGAUGCUCACCGAGCUCUGCCCGUUCUUCUUGACCAUCAAGGUCGUCGCGAAGCAGGACUGGGUGGAAAUGCCAAGUGCAUUCUUAGCUACUUGUCCUGCUUCCCCUGGGUCGAGCUCGUUAUCUAGAUUCAGCAAGCAAGCCUUUCCGAGCCCAUCCAGUCGUACACCGGAUGCUCCGACCUCGCCAAGUCACCGUCGACCCAUCAAGACGGCUGAACCUGUAUCACCUAGUCCCGGAAGCAGAACCACAAUGGACCCCCAAUCGCCUACCUCUCCGACAUCUCGUCCAUAUCGAGCGGUCACCCCUCCCCCUCACGAACGAGGUCAGACUAUGGCUCCGCGUCCUCCGGUGUCACCGAUAUUCAACCAGUAUUCGAUGACAGGCUCAUCUCCACAUUCUGCAAGUAAGGCAUUGCUUGCUGGCGCUGCCAGCCCUGGUCGUGUGCACCGGUAUGGUGGCUUGAGGCAAGUUAGAGAGAGAAUACGGAGGGAGCUCGGCGAGUGA
Messenger RNA from Kockovaella imperatae, 2022 nucleotides. RefSeq lists its product as hypothetical. The transcript is spliced from 3 exons. Bases 1 to 2022 code for a protein of 673 amino acids. NCBI's taxonomy places the organism in Eukaryota, Fungi, Basidiomycota, Tremellomycetes, Tremellales, Cuniculitremaceae. The record is from RefSeq and is a predicted model, not a curated record.